UUACACACGAUUCCAAGCCGCAAAAACACACCACUAUUGUACACUCUACAGCCUACCAAGAACCAAAAAUAAAAAAUUAACCUCUUUGCAAUUUUCCAUUGAAAUAUCAUCUUUAAAACUUGAUUCUUUGGCAGCUUCACCUGUACUGUGUCACAGAGCAUUGGGAAUUGCAGAUAAAGAUCCUUAAUGAUCGUUGAAAAGAUAAUGCACAUGGGUGAUCAUAAAAACAGUGAUGGUGCCAAUGAGAAGUCACUGGUAAUUUCAGCCCAGGAAAAAGGAAGUAGGAACAAGAGGAAGUUCUUAUCCGAGUUUCCUCUAGACGUUCCUAUCGAUACUACCCCUGCUCUGUCCCUUACAGAAUUUCCAAGAUACGACUUAUUAGAGGAAAAUGAGAAACAAGGAGUGGAAUCUUUACAGCAUGCUGAUUGGGAUGAUACAAUAGCCUGUCAGCUAAUGGAACUUCUCUUUCACAACUUGUCUGCAACUUUCCGUAGCGCGAUCAAGCGGAUUGUUGAAUGUGGAUAUAGCGAGGAAAUUGCUGAACGGGUUGUUUUGAGGAGCGGCCUUUAUCACGGUAGCAAAGAUGUUGUAUCGACUAUCGUUGAUGGUGCCUUGGCUUUAUUAAGUAGGGAAAAAGAAUUGGAUACCUCUACUGCAUCUCUCAUAUUCGAGGAUUUAAAUAGCCUGGUUGAGUACACGAUGUUGGAGAUGAUAUGUGUGCUGAGGGAGGUUAAGCCAGAUUUUACCGUUGCAGAAGCAAUGUGGUGUCUGUUGAUAUGUGAUUUGAACCUGUUACAUGCAUGUGCCGUAGAAGGAGAUCUUCUAGGCGACUUAUGCAGUUUGGAAAAUCCAAGAGAAAGCUCAUCUGUUUCAAAACUUGCCCAACAAAAGGAGGCUUCUGAAGCGACUCAAUCGGACCUGGAUAAACUACAGUUGUCAAAACCUGCAACGCACUCUGAAGUUCCUUGUGAUGAUGCAGUCACGCAAUUGUCUAAUUCUAUAUACUCACAUCUUCAUGAAAUGGAAAUUACAGUGAAUGGAAGUUCAGCUGUUCUUCCAGUAGCAGGAAGCAAGGCCGCAGGGGUUAGCCGGGAGAAUAUAUCUCUGUCGAAAGCAGCAAUUUUAGAAGACAAAGGCAGUACUGGGAGAAAGGCGUCAUCUCUGAACUCCAAGAAAGAUAUGCUUAGGCAAAAGACAUUUCAUUUUGAGAAAAGCUAUAAAGGUCGUAUGGGUAAGGGUUCCUUCAAAGCGAAACUCACCGCAUGGAGCAGUAUGGUUUUGGACAAGACACUACUGAACUCCGAAUCUUGUUCUUCUGGUCUCGUAAUGAAGGGUACUUAUUCUAAGGUAAUUACUUCAGUUAAAAGCAAUGGCCCUUUAGCUGAAGGCGGUUCUCAUAGUUCAAGCACCACCCCGUCCAUUGCACCUUCAAGUGAAAUUGCUAGUGCGCGAGCAACCCAAGAUACUGUUUCUGCAUUACCUGCUGUAAACACAGCUAUCCCUGCAUCACCAGCCCCGGAACCUAAGUCUUCCUCAAAGACCCCAGGCAGCAGUCCUGCCUCUCCUAAAGUUCUAGACUAUUAUGCUGGUAUCCCAUACGAUGAGUCUUUGGGAAAACAUGUCCCACAAAAUGAGAAAGACGAAACUAUAUUGUUGCGAAUCUCCCGUAUGCAGACACUGCAGAAAGAGCUCCAAGGGUGGACUGAUUGGGCCAAUGAGAAGGUUAUGCAGGCUGCUCGGAGGCUUGGCAAGGACCAGGGGGAGCUCAAAAUUCUGAGGCAAGAUAAAGAAGACGCUGAGAAGUUACACAAGGAUAAGCAAAUGCUGGAGGAAAACAACAUGAAGAGGCUUACCGAAAUGGAGCAUGCGUUGUCAAAUGCCAGUGGCCAGAUUGAGAUGGCUAAUUCUACUCUUCGUAGACUCGAGGUGGAGAAUGCCGUGCUAAAGAAAGAGAUGGAGGCUGCGAGGAUGGAUGCCGUGGGGUCCGCUACGAACUUCCACCAAGCUCUUGCGAGGGAGCAGGAGAUACUGAAGAAGUGCCAAGCAUUGGAGAUGGAGAAGGGUGAGCUGCAGGACGAUUUCUCAAACCUGAAACGAGAAGCAACUCGCUUUGAGCAGGAACUUGAGAGAGCCAAAAAACGCCAGAACCAGUUUAAGGAUCUGUCGCAGCAGCAGAAGAGGGAGAAACAAAGGUUUAUUCAGCAGGCUGAUUCCUUAAAGGCUGAAAGGGUCAAACUCGGAGUUCAGAGUAAAAUGGAGGAGGAUAAUAUUAUAGAAACGGCAGAGAAAAGCAUGCGAAAAUGUAAAGAAGAUAUCCUAAAGCUUGAGAGUGAAAUCUCUCACUUGAGAUUUCAGUCUGAAGGUUCAAAAAUAGAGGCACUCAGAAGAAAUGACAAUUUUGCCCCUGCAAGUGUGAAAAGCGAGAGGGAGUGUGUUAUGUGUUUGAGCGAGGAAAUGACAGUGGUUUUCCUCCCGUGUGCUCAUCUGGUUCUUUGUGAACAAUGCAACGUGCUUCACGAAAAGCAAGGAAUGAACGACUGUCCUUCUUGUAGGACACCAAUUAAGAAGCGGAUUAGUGUUAAAUUUGCUCGUUCUUUUAGACGUUAGCACCUUCAAGAUGGCGAAGGGACAGAGGACAUUUUAUCAAUUCAUAUUGUCCCUUUUUUCGCGGCCUUUGUCAUGCCUUAGCUGAAUUAGUUGAUACAGAAGUGCAAAGGUAUAGAUAGGUAGAAAGUAGUAUUAAAGGAGCGUAGAAUAAGAGGGAACUGCCUGAUGGGCCUGUAAAUUUUUGGUAGAAGUUUAAUUAUCAAGUGUUAGAUCUUAUUGUACUUUGCAGGAAAACUUGGUUCUUUUACAUUACUGAGUUAAUCCUGAUUUUCUCCAAUAUCUUAUGUAUAAUGAGUUCUUUUUGUUUGUUGA
This is a messenger RNA of Lycium ferocissimum, 2919 nucleotides long. RefSeq names its product putative E3 ubiquitin-protein ligase RF298. The coding region runs from base 187 to 2607 and encodes 806 amino acids. The transcript has 4 exons. The record is from RefSeq and is a predicted model, not a curated record. NCBI's taxonomy places the organism in Eukaryota, Viridiplantae, Streptophyta, Magnoliopsida, Solanales, Solanaceae.